GGGGCGGGGUCACAGCGCUGCUCGCACAGCCGCACAUUCAACCCCAGUUAGCCCCGCCCCCUACUCUUCGGGUCCGCGCAUUGCGCGCCCCCGCCGGACAGGGAAGCCGCCUGUGGCGUUGCCGCUUUAAGCUCAGGAUCAGCCCCAGAGACGCCACAUCCGGGCACUGCCCGCCGGGCUCAGGGGAGGGGGAACCGGGAGAGAGUCGGGAGAGACACCGGCACCCAGCUGAAAGAUGUUGAGCUUUUUUCGGCGCACGCUGGGGCGCCGCUCCAUGCGACGGCAUGCAGAGAAGGAGCGACUACGGGAAGCCCAGAGGGCCACCACUCACAUUCCGGCCGCCGGAGACACAAGGUCCAUAGUCACGUGCAGAGUCUCCCUGCUGGAUGGGAGCGACGUCAGCGUGGAUUUACCAAAGAAAGCCGAGGGCCAGGAGCUGUUUGAUCAGAUAAUGUACCAUCUGGAUCUGAUAGAGAAGGAUUACUUUGGGCUGCAGUUCAUGGAUUCGGCGCAAGUUCCACACUGGUUGGAUAACACUAAAAGUAUCAAAAAACAAGUGAAAAUUGGGCCGCCCUACUGCCUGCACUUGCGGGUGAAGUUCUACUCUUCAGAACCCAAUAACCUUAGAGAGGAGCUGACCCGGUAUCUCUUUGUGCUGCAACUGAAACAGGACAUUCUCAGUGGCAAGCUGGAAUGCCCCUUCGAUACGGCCGUGCAGUUGGCAGCUUACUCUUUGCAAGGGGAGCUGGGAGACUUUGACCCCACAGAACACACCCCAGAUUUGGUGUCGGAGUUUCGCUUUAUUCCCACCCAGUCGGAGGAGUUUGAAUUUGCAGUUCUGGCAAAGUGGAAGGAUUUCAGGGGACAGACCCCAGCAGAGGCUGAGACCAACUACCUGAACAAAGCCAAGUGGCUGGAGAUGUAUGGGGUGGAUAUGCACAUAGUGAAGGCUCGCGAUGGCAACGACUAUCAGCUCGGCCUCACCCCGACCGGCGUCCUGGUAUUUGAAGGGGAAACAAAGAUUGGUUUAUUCUUCUGGCCCAAAAUCACACGAUUGGAUUUCAAGAAGAGCAAGCUGACGUUGGUGGUAGUAGAAGAUGAUGAGCAGGGCAAGGAGCAGGAACACACCUUUGUGUUCAAAAUGGAUCACCCCAAGGCGUGCAAGCACCUAUGGAAAUGCGCCGUGGAACACCACGCCUUCUUCCGCCUCCGCUCCCCCACCCAGAAAAACUCCAGCCGCUCUGGGUUCAUACGGUUGGGGUCGCGCUUCAGAUACAGCGGCAAAACUGAAUAUCAAACCACAAAGAGCAGCAAACCGCGCCGCUCCUCCUCGUUUGAGCGCAGACCCAGCAAGCGCUACUCCCGCCGCACCCUGCAGAUGAGAGGUCAAGCCCAGAGGCCGGAUUUUACACGAUCACAGAGGGAUCAGCCAGGCCAGACCAAUGGAUCACAGCAGGCUUGGCCGCCCAACCCCAGCGUCUCGCCCUCGGGAGCUGCCCUACUGGAGAUACAGAACCUGACCCGAAGCCCCGGAGCAGGACAGGGAGACCGAUGCUUUGUUGGAUUAGCCAAUAGCAAGGACUUGCUGGAGAGCAGCCUCGAUGAUGUCAUGACUGUGUCUCAGGGCCCCGCCCCUCUGCUUGAUGAGGUCACCGUGGCCUUCGCCAAUCCGGACGAGACCGCGUUGCCGCCAAGCAAACCUGCCCCAGGGACUGAGGAUGCGACAGUGAAACGGAAUAAUCUGGAAGCCGACACUGUGACCGCACACCCUAUCUGGGCCUUGAAUAUCAAUGUGAAUACACAGGAUCAGACUGUGAAGCUGCCGGAGAAGUUGCUCAAUAACUCAGUAGAAGCCGGGGGCCCCCCAGUCUGGCUCACUACCGACAUAAAGAGCAACAUCUUAAAGGCGCAGGUGGAGGCGGGACACAAGAUCACAAGGGAAGAUCUGGAGUUGGACGACAAGAAUACAACACAAGAAGAAUCAUCUGCCAGGAGCGGCGCUGUAAAGGUUAAUAACAUCCUGUCGUCUCCGCUAAACCGAGAGCCGUCGCCCUUCUGGGACUCCCAGGACCCCACAGCCAAUGUCUUCAUCAAAAAUGUUCUGAGCAGCGAAACAUCUGGAAGGGAAUUCCCGGAGAUCCCCCCGGUCCAAACGCCCCCCGAGGAGGUGCCCGACGUUAAGAGUCCGACCGAGGAUCUGGACAACCUCAUCGCGUCUCUGACAGAAAAUCUGAUCGACCUGACCGACAUCCCCCCAAAGGUGCCCUCUUACACCUCUGUCACCCCCCGGUGGUUAGUACCACAGAGCUCUGUUGUGUCAAAUGGGCUUCUGGGAGGUGAGAUGGCGACGGGCUCCGCCCCAGAGAGGCUUCCGGCUCCCAGCGACUCCCCGGAUACAGCGACCCCCGCAGGUGGUGCAAGCACCGGGGAUCCUGGGGGGCUUCCGAGGCCAAAAUGCCUGCUGACCACUGAGCUGUGAGUCCCACAGCGAGACCUCGGCACACACUGGAAAUCCAACAGACCCAAUAAAGAGACCUCUGGACCCACGGGCUGCUGUACUGACUGAUCCUGCCGGAAGGAGCCCCAGAGGUUCCAUGGGCCCUGGGCAAGGGGCCGAGGCAACGUUGUUUCUUACACUGGAAUAUUUCCCUACCGGGCCCCGUCGGACAUUUCCAAAGAUUUCAUCACAUUCCACUAAAGAGACUGAACUGCCUUAUACCGUUAGCGGGUCACUCGCCCUGAAUUUAUACUCUAUGGAACAUUCCAGCAACGAGAUGGUACAUCCUGCCCCUCCCCCACUGGGGAUAUGUCUUUAAUUCACUGUCACUUCCACCCCUUUAUGUUUAUCAGAACCAAGAAUAUUGUAGAUUGAA
Messenger RNA from Xenopus tropicalis (tropical clawed frog), 2873 nucleotides. The record is from RefSeq and is a predicted model, not a curated record. Lineage: Eukaryota; Metazoa; Chordata; Amphibia; Anura; Pipidae.